CACACACACACACACACACACACGCUCCUGCUCAUUCUCACUCGUAGAAGGUAGAAGUGUGGACACACACACACCAUGGCGAGUGUUAUGAUGUUGCCGAGCGGAAUGUCGAUCUUCACCUCCGUCCCUGACCUUCUCUUCAUACCUGAACUUGUAUUCGGAGGCUUGGUGUGGAUUUUAGUAGCAUGUACUAAAGUGGUUCCUAAUAAUCCUCAAGCGUAUGUCAUGACUGUGUCGUUGUUCUGCUUCGUUGUCACCUUCAUCUGGAUGAUGAUGUUCCUGUAUGGAGUUCAUCACAACAGAACCUCCUGGGCCACUGCAGACUUUGUGUAUCACAGUACAGCUGCUCUGUUGUAUCUCAGCGUGUCAGUGCUCCUGGCGUACAUCACUGCCGUUCUCAGCCCCUUCAGUGAUAUCGACUUCACGCCCUACAAACUCAACAUGUCUGCAGUGGUGUUCUCCUUCUGGGUCACACUGCAGUACAUCGUACACACUGCUUUCUCAGUCAUCAGAUGGAAAUCUUUUUAAAACACAUGAUUCAGGACUGUGUGUGCGUGUCUUGAUAAAUUAAUCUUUGUAUUUUGUUUACUUGAUGUAUUUGAGGAGCAGAUGGAGAGAUACAGUGAUUGUGUAUUGAAUUUCAUUUCUUCCUCUCUCUCUCUCUCUCUCACACACACAAACAAAAGCUUGAGCCAUGUUUAUUAGAUGUUUUAGUCAAACACAUGAUUCACUUACAAUGAAUACAUAAUUACUGAAUCACCUGUGACAUACAGGAGUGUGUUCUGGUUCAGUAUGUUUAUUACAUUUCUCUCUCUCUCUCUCUCUCUCUCUCUCUCUCACUCACACACACACACACACACAGGAAUAUGCAGUUCACUUCUUGUAGUUUUCAUUAUCUGAAUUUCAAAACAGGUUUAUGAAUGAGUGAGAAAGACUCAAUAAACAAAUGAAAUAUA
Molecule: messenger RNA, 956 nt
Organism: Ictalurus punctatus (channel catfish)
Lineage: Eukaryota; Metazoa; Chordata; Actinopteri; Siluriformes; Ictaluridae
Product: myelin and lymphocyte protein
Exons: 4
Coding region: 76-528 (150 amino acids)
Biological process (GO): myelination
Cellular component (GO): membrane
Molecular function (GO): structural constituent of myelin sheath
Source: RefSeq, a predicted model, not a curated record